Molecule: messenger RNA, 4699 nt
Organism: Dama dama (fallow deer)
Lineage: Eukaryota; Metazoa; Chordata; Mammalia; Artiodactyla; Cervidae
Gene: DPYSL2
Product: dihydropyrimidinase like 2
Exons: 14
Coding region: 16-2049 (677 amino acids)
Cellular component (GO): cytoplasm; cytosol
Molecular function (GO): hydrolase activity, acting on carbon-nitrogen (but not peptide) bonds, in cyclic amides
Source: RefSeq, a predicted model, not a curated record
GCGAGCCCCCACGCCAUGGCUGAGAGGAAGCAAUCCGGGAAGGCGGCAGAGGACGAAGAGGUCCCUGCCUUUUUUAAAAACCUGGGUUCAGGCAGCCCCAAGCCUCGGCAGAAAUUCUGUGGCAUGUUCUGCCCGGUGGAGGGGUCCUCGGAGAACAAGACCAUCGACUUCGACUCGCUGACGGUGGGCCGGGGCUCGGGGCAGGUGGUGGCCCAGCAGCGGGACGUCGCGCACUUGGGCCCCGACCCGCAGACGCCCUACUCCCGGCAGGGCCGGCGCGCCGGCGGGGAGCCAUCUGUUGAAUCGAGCAGGAAGGUGGAGAUCCGGCGGGCCUCGGGCAAGGAAGCCCUGCAGAACAUCAACGACCAGAGUGAUCGUCUUCUGAUCAAAGGAGGUAAAAUUGUUAAUGAUGACCAGUCAUUCUAUGCAGACAUAUACAUGGAGGAUGGGUUGAUCAAGCAAAUAGGAGAAAACCUGAUUGUGCCGGGAGGAGUGAAGACCAUCGAAGCCCAUUCCAGAAUGGUGAUCCCUGGAGGGAUUGAUGUCCAUACCCGCUUCCAGAUGCCUGAUCAGGGGAUGACCUCUGCUGAUGACUUCUUCCAAGGCACCAAGGCAGCCCUGGCUGGAGGAACCACCAUGAUCAUUGACCACGUGGUUCCUGAACCUGGGACGAGCCUGCUGGCCGCCUUCGACCAGUGGCGGGAAUGGGCCGACAGCAAGUCCUGCUGCGACUACUCUCUGCACGUGGACAUCACCGAAUGGCACAAGGGCGUGCAGGAGGAGAUGGAGGCCCUGGUGAAGGACCAUGGGGUGAAUUCCUUCCUCGUGUACAUGGCUUUCAAAGAUCGCUUCCAGCUCACGGAUUCCCAGAUCUAUGAAGUCCUGAGCGUGAUCCGGGAUAUUGGAGCGAUCGCCCAGGUCCACGCGGAAAACGGCGACAUCAUCGCAGAGGAGCAGCAGAGGAUCCUGGAUCUGGGCAUCACGGGCCCUGAGGGACAUGUACUGAGCCGGCCUGAGGAGGUCGAGGCUGAAGCCGUGAACCGUUCCAUCACCAUCGCCAACCAGACCAACUGCCCCCUGUACAUCACCAAGGUGAUGAGCAAGAGCGCAGCGGAAGUCAUCGCCCAGGCCCGGAAAAAGGGAACCGUGGUGUACGGCGAGCCCAUCACUGCCAGCUUGGGGACCGACGGCUCUCACUAUUGGAGCAAGAACUGGGCCAAGGCUGCUGCCUUUGUCACCUCCCCGCCCCUGAGCCCCGACCCGACCACCCCAGACUUUCUGAACUCCUUGCUGUCAUGUGGAGAUCUCCAGGUGACCGGCAGCGCUCACUGUACCUUCAACACGGCCCAGAAGGCCGUCGGAAAGGACAACUUCACCCUGAUCCCUGAGGGCACCAACGGCACGGAGGAGCGGAUGUCUGUCAUCUGGGACAAGGCUGUGGUCACUGGGAAGAUGGAUGAGAACCAGUUUGUGGCCGUGACCAGCACCAAUGCUGCCAAAGUCUUCAACCUGUACCCCCGGAAGGGCCGCAUUGCUGUGGGGUCUGAUGCUGACUUGGUCAUCUGGGACCCCGACAGCGUGAAGACCAUCUCUGCCAAGACCCACAAUAGCUCUCUUGAGUACAACAUCUUCGAAGGCAUGGAGUGCCGUGGCUCCCCACUGGUGGUCAUCAGCCAGGGGAAGAUUGUCCUGGAGGAUGGCACCCUUCAUGUCACCGAAGGCUCUGGACGCUACAUCCCCCGGAAGCCCUUCCCUGACUUCGUUUACAAGCGUAUCAAGGCAAGGAGCAGGCUGGCGGAGCUGAGAGGGGUUCCCCGCGGUCUGUACGAUGGACCUGUGUGCGAGGUGUCCGUGACACCCAAGACGGUCACUCCGGCCUCCUCGGCUAAGACGUCUCCGGCCAAGCAGCAGGCCCCACCUGUCCGGAACCUGCACCAGUCUGGAUUCAGCUUGUCCGGUGCCCAGAUUGAUGACAACAUCCCCCGCCGCACCACCCAGCGCAUCGUGGCGCCCCCUGGUGGCCGUGCUAACAUCACCAGCCUGGGCUAGAGUUCAGGGCUGCCGUCAGCGGGGGGAUGGGACACCUGAGGACUUUCUGAGACUUCCUUCCUUCCUUCUUUCCUUCCUUUUUUUUUUUUUUUUUUAGGAGCCUGUGAUAGUUACUGUGGGGCAGCCAGUUCCUGGGGCUCCCUCUCGAGCCCCCACACUCCGUCCCUCACCCGGAGUCACCUAUUUUGCUCACCCACCUCCCUACACAUCUAGGAAUAUCACACCCUGAGUCCACCAAGCCCGUACACAGAACCGUAUCCAACACUCAGACAUGCGAAACAAAGCAAAUCACAGUGAGGGUGUUUCUCAUCUCCAACCCGUGUUGUACUUGUCAUCAUCUUCCUGGUCAUCAGGGGAGGGGAAGAUAAAGUGAAUUGCCCAGAGCUGCCGUUUUUCUUUUUAAAGUUUUAGCAGAGUUUUCUUUCUGGGGCUUAGGGUGGGGUGGGUAGGGGAGGGGGGAGAUUUUUUUUUUUUUAAGACAAAAUUGGAAAGCCUAAUUCAUUAUUACUACAAGGGGUUUGAACUGGACAUCCUAAUGAUGCAAUUGUGUAACCAUCAAGCUGAAUCAGGGUGGUGGGCAGACUCACCAUGUCCCUCCUGAGAGGCUGCACGGCAUCCACACCGCCAUUCCAUCGUCUUCUGGGUCAACUGUUAACAAAGGAAAGGUUUUCUUUCUGGCCUAGAUUUUUGCUGCAGAUGAAAUCUUUUGAGGAUUCCCUUCUCUCUUUACCUCUUUUUUGCUCGCGCUCUCUCCCUCUUGCUUUGUCAUUCAUGGAUACGUUCACAUGUCUGCUCUUUCUUUGUGUUUCCUCCAGCCCUCGUCUCUGUUUUUGUUUUUUUUCCCUCCCAUGAUCUUUGCCAAUGACCAGGUCUGCCGUUGUACUGUGGUCCUAAGAACCUGCCUGGAAAGAUGUGAGAUUUGUCAUCGCGACCAUUGUAAGAUGCUGUCCUAGUCUGUAUAAGACCAGUGCUACCCACUCACAUCCCCAGGAUGUGCCUUUGAGUUUGAGAUGAUCCCCAUAUGCAGGGAAGGGCCGAGUUACCUACGCUGUCACACGUGGGCCCAGAAUAGACCUCAAACGGUGCUGAGAUGCUGGAGAAGUCUGAGACUCUAGGACCUGAGAGGUUUUCCCCUGUGCAGUGCUAACUGGGCUAAAGACACAAUCAGAUCUGUCAGUUGAGCCCCCGUAACUUGUGAGCUAACCAGUCUCCAGCCAGCCACCAGCAAAGAGGUGCUGAGCUGAUGGAGUCUGGCCCUGAGGGCUGUUGUUUUCCAUCUAAGUAUCUUUGGGGGGCACCAGAUCACACUGGGCUUCUCACUUUGGAGAAAAAAAAACUUUUUUUUUUCUUGUCCAGUUAUUUAGAAAGACAGCAUGCAAUAUACGGAGGUCUCCUAAACUCAGAAAGUCCAUGGGACGUUUGGCUUAAAGACCAUUUUAGGGAACUUACUUGGUGGUCCGGUUUUGGGACUUUGCCUUUCAACGUGGGUGGUGUGGGUUCGAUCCCUGGUCAGGGAGCUGGAAUCCCACAUGGCUCGGGGCCAUAGAAGCAAAACAUAAACAGAGGCAAUAUUGUGGCAAAUUCAAUGAAGAGUUUAAAAAAAAAAAAAAAAAGACCAUUUUCAUUUGCAAGAGGAAAAAUCUGUUUUGUGAGUCAGAGUUGUGGUGGGGGAAAAAAACUUGUAAAUUUGAUGUGUGGCCUCUUAAAGACCACAGGCGACCUUGUGUCCACACCCUACCCUCUCCUGGUCUCAGACACCCUUUCUACUUUCUACUAGCUGCCUUGUGCCUAUUCCUGUCUUUGUUGAGCUGUGUUGCAUCUUCUUCCAAACGUGUUUACAGGUCCUCCUAAGCCAUGUUACGUUUGCAGGCUUUUAUAAAACCAAAUCUGCUCUCAUAAAGCGUAACAUCAAAAAAUAGGUCAUCCCAUCACGACACUUGUCUCUCCACACGUUUUGCCUUUGGGGUUAUGGUUGGGGUUUAUUUCUUUUUGUUGGUGUUGUUGUUUAUUUGUUAUUUUAAAAGGAAAUUGCACUUUUAAAGAAUCAUUGGUUAACUUAAUAUAUUUGCUUUUUUGUUUUUUUCUCACCUGCACUGCGAGGGAAAUUGAACCAGUCAGAAAAAAAAAAAAGAUUUUUGUUUCAAUUCUAAGAAACACUUGCAGCUCUCUUCUCUUCACUUGAGUCUUCCUGUUUUUCCAUGAUGCUCAUCUUGGUUCUUUUGAUUGUUUCCUUGAGACAACUUAAAACCUGAAGAUUUCUGCAGGCUGUGUAAGCAUGUUUUCCUGUUGGCUUGCUUUGUGUGUCUGUUAAAUGAAUGUCAUGUGUAAAUGCUAAAAUAAAUCGACAGUGUCUCAGAACUGAGUAAAACUGCAGUGACUUGAUGCUCUCAACCAUGUAGGAUUUAAUCAUAGAUGGAUUUUAACCCUUGGAAUUGUGAUUGUGACCCACGAGUGGAGGAAUUUUCAGUGCUAAAGCUCAUUACAUGUGUAGCCAGGAGAGUACCUUUUUUUUUUUGUAACCACUGUCUCAAUGGCAAAAUAAUUAUGGUAAAAAAAAAAACAGCAAAACAAGUCUCGUGUUUAUUAUUCCUUAAGAACUCUGUGUUAUAUUACCAUGGAACGCCUAAUAAAGCAAAAUGUGGUUGUUUCA